Molecule: messenger RNA, 3393 nt
Organism: Bombina bombina (fire-bellied toad)
Lineage: Eukaryota; Metazoa; Chordata; Amphibia; Anura; Bombinatoridae
Product: galactoside alpha-(1,2)-fucosyltransferase 2-like
Exons: 2
Coding region: 322-1314 (330 amino acids)
Biological process (GO): carbohydrate metabolic process
Cellular component (GO): membrane
Molecular function (GO): galactoside 2-alpha-L-fucosyltransferase activity
Source: RefSeq, a predicted model, not a curated record
CUCUGAGUCCAUUUAACAAGAAAUUGGCAGAUAAACAGGUACAUAUUAUAUGCUGGGAAUGGAACUUUCUGACAACAGAUGAGCUGUAAAGUGAAUCAACUGUGAAGCAAAAAGGAUCAAAAGCAGAAAAUAUUUAGCAAGGAACAAAAUGCAGUGGAAUGACAAGUAAUUCAGAAAGAUUACUCACAAGUGACAACUUGCUCUGAGUAAUGUGCCAUUAGUAUUAUGCACGGAGUACUAAAUAAUUAUACUUUGAUCAGAAAUGCCAGACGAGAUGUUUUGCUGAUAAACUUCUAACAGGAAACGAAACUGCUCCACACAAUGUUAAAAUGCUUGAUUAAAGUCACUGUUUCUCUAUCAGUGAUUGUUUUUGCUAUGAUAUCCUACAUAGUGUUCGUCAUAAUUAAACCUAACACAGCACCCUUUGUUAGUGAUGCACUUCGAACCACCAACAAAAACCGAACAGGUAUGUGGACUAUAAAUCCUAUGGGACGUUUGGGAAACUUAAUGGGGGAAUAUGCAACACUUUUUGCUCUUGCAAAGCUUAAUGGCCACAAUGCUUAUGUUUUACCACAAAUGCACAGUGAGCUGUCUCAAAUAUUUAAAGUUUCACUGCCUGUGAUUAGCUCUCAAAUGUAUUAUAGUGUUCUGUGGACAGAGUAUGAACUUCAUGACUGGAUGUCUCCAGAAUAUUACAAGAUUGAUGAGGAAUUUGUUCGGUUUACUGGUUACCCUUGUUCAUGGACUUUCUAUCACCACAUAAGGGAAGAGAUUAUUAAAGAGUUUACUUUCCAUGACUAUAUUAAGGAGCAGAGCAAUGCCUAUCUUGCCAACAUACGGGGAAAUCGAGCAAAUGUCACUUUUGUUGGAGUGCAUGUCCGCAGAGGAGACUAUAUUGAAAUUAUGCAUGAUCUAUGGAAAGGAGUGAUAGGCGACAGGCAUUACUUGCAGAAAGCCAUGGACUACUUCAGAGUCAAAUAUGAAAAUCCCUUGUUUGUUAUUACUAGUAAUGGAAUGGAUUGGUGCAAGGAAAAUAUUGACAAUUCAAAGGGAGAUGUCCACUUUGCUGGAGAUGGGCAAGAAGAUUCACCUGGACAAGACUUUGCUCUUCUGGUACACUGUAACCACACAAUCAUGACCAUAGGAACCUUUGGAAUCUGGGCUGGAUAUCUAGCGGGAGGUGAGACUGUCUACCUUACAAAUUUUACGUUACCAGAGUCUGAGUUCCUAAAGAUUUUCAAAUAUGAAGCAGCUUAUCUUCCUCAGUGGAUUGGGAUACCUGCUGAUCUUUCUCCACUUUUGAACUACCCUUAAAGGACCAUUAAAUACAUUAUAACUGCAUAAUAAAAUAGUACACAAUAAAAAAUACAAUGCAAUGGCACUUUCUCAGAAUUUUAAAUGAGCAAUAUAUUUUUUUCUAACAGUUUCAACGUUUCCUUUAUUUGCCACCCCUCCAUCUGGCAGCCAUCAGCCAAUAACUGACUUUGAUACAUAUACACUUGGAACUCUUGCACAUGUUUAAAAGGAGCUGGUGGCUCAGAAAGAGUGCAUAUAAAAAGAUUGUGGACAAUUAGAAAAUGGAAGUAAGUUGUAAAGUUUCUUAAAACUACAUGCUCUUUUAGAAUCAUGAAAGUUUAAUUUUGAAUUUAGUAACCCUUUAAUAAAUUACAUAAGUUAGCUGGAAUAAAAUAUUGAUUAGCCGAUAUUAAAAUACUAUUUGAAAACAAACAUGACAACCAAACUGUAUUGCCCACUUGCAGAGCAACAUCCAUUUGGUAGGCUGUAUCAUUAAAUUAUUUGCAUUUUACUGUUAAAUUGUAUGAUACAUAAAGGCACAGAAUUUAAUUAUCCUUCAUCAUUCCCUAUCUACUAUAGAAAAUGUACGAAUGGGUAGUGAUUUGGCAGUAAUUAAAUUAUUAAAAAAAUAAAUCUAAAAAAAAAUAAAAAAUUAGUUACUGCUUACUUAUAGGGUUGUCACUUUUUUUGGAAGAAAAUACCAGCCGUGCUCAUUAGCAUAACUGAUUAUACAACAAAUCACAGACUAAACCUGCUAGGACUAAUUUUAAAUUACCAUUUCUUUAUAAUUAGAUUCCAAUACACGUAGAAGAAUCUUGACUAUGAUAACAUCUUUCUUUCUAUAUUUAAUCUUUAUUUUCAACUUUGACUUAGACCUUAAAAAUACCGUCUGUGUCAGUAAAAUAUUGGCUGGGUGGCAACCAUUUUAUUUACCAAACAUAAUUAUGUAUCUGAGACACACGUAAAGGAAUGGUAUACUCACAAAUGAAUCCCUCAAAUUGUUAAAUUAAAGAAAAUGACAUUACAAUGUACACUUAUUUUUUCAUAAAAUGCCAAUAAAAGUUGUGCUUGUUCCACUCCCUCAAGGGGGGCUGGGGUUUCUUGAUCAUAUAUAAAUUUGGUGAGUUUGGACCCUGCAACAUUCUCUAUAGUAAGUGAUGACUUAGAUGAGAGCACAAGCCUCUUUACAUCUGUUCUGGUCACAGCAAAGUAGAAGAGGAUUAUUAUAGAUACCAUCCAUUUUUUCAUGAGGUGUAUCUCUGAAAUGCAAUUCAUGUGGAAAACAUUCAAAUGGUGCUAAGUGGUUGGUAAAUUAUUCUAUCACAUUCCUUUAAAAGACUAGUAACUUUUUUUUUCUUUGUUGCAUCUUAUUUUUAUGGUUUAAAGUGAUAUGAAACCCACAUUUUUUCUUUUGUGAUUCAGAUAGGGCGUGCAAUUUUAAACUAUUUUCUAAUUUACUUCUAUAAUCAAUUUUUCUUCAUUUUCUUAGUAUCUUUUUUUAAAAAAAACAGUGAUGUUUGCAUAGGAGCCGGCCAUAUUCUGGCAACAGUUUUGCAGGAAUGUUAGAUGACAGCACUAUUUCCUGCAAUGUAGUGCUCCAGAUGCCUACCUAGAUAUCUCUUCAACAGAAUAUUAUGGGAACAAAGCAAAUUUGAUAAUAGAAGUCAAUUGGAAUCUUUUUUAAAAAUGGUCUGCUCUGUCUGAAUCACAAAAGAAAAUGUUUGGGUUUCAUAUCCCUUUAUGUUUGUGGUACUUGUCCUUGCUAGCCAAUGAGCAUUUGAUGGUUGAGGAUAAUUUGUGAGUGUUCUUUAGUCUUUGCUGCCCUUUGCUUUUGACCAAUAAUUUGCCAUACUAGAUUUUUUUUUCUUUGUGCAUUAAAUGCAAGAACUUUAUCAUAUAAACUUUUAGCUACUUUUAUUUAGCAUUGUUUUUUUUUUUGUGUUUCUUUUUUAUAUUUGCAAAAAAGGAAUACAAGUUCAUAUCUUCCAUGUAAGUGUUGUGUUUCAAAAGCUCAAAUGAAAUUAAUUAUAACAAAAUACUGAGAAUAAGCUUGAACGUUUUACAAGACUUUACAUUUUAAUAAAGCAUUGGCAACUA